Lepus europaeus (European hare) is the source of this 3549-nucleotide messenger RNA. It is a transcript of the gene KLHL28, whose product is annotated as kelch like family member 28. The record is from RefSeq and is a predicted model, not a curated record. Gene Ontology annotation, molecular function: protein binding. Lineage: Eukaryota; Metazoa; Chordata; Mammalia; Lagomorpha; Leporidae. The coding region runs from base 113 to 1861 and encodes 582 amino acids. The transcript is spliced from 5 exons.
GGAUCGGAAGUUGAGCCUCCGAGACUCAAACUGGUGCCCAUAUGGGAUGCCGCAUUGCAGGCAGCGGCUUUAACUGCUACACCACAGCACCAGCCCCCAAAGUAUUUGUUUAAUGGGAACAAAAUUAAGAAUAAAAAGAAGGAAUAUGGACCACACAUCCCCGACCUACAUGCUUGCUAACUUAACCCACUUACAUUCUGAACAACUUCUGCAGGGCUUGAAUCUUCUUCGUCAGCAUCACGAACUCUGUGACAUCAUUCUUCGAGUAGGUGAUGUUAAAAUUCAUGCUCACAAAGUGGUGCUUGCCAGCAUCAGCCCAUAUUUCAAAGCUAUGUUCACUGGAAACCUUUCCGAAAAAGAGAACAGUGAAGUUGAAUUUCAAUGUAUCGAUGAAACUGCCCUGCAGGCCAUUGUGGAAUAUGCCUAUACGGGGACUGUUUUUAUUUCUCAGGACACAGUUGAAUCUCUCCUUCCAGCAGCCAACCUACUCCAGAUAAAACUUGUCCUUAAGGAAUGUUGUGCGUUUCUUGAAAGCCAGCUUGACCCUGGUAAUUGCAUUGGAAUUUCUCGUUUUGCAGAGACAUAUGGUUGUCAUGACCUUUAUUUGGCAGCCACUAAAUACAUAUGCCAGAAUUUUGAAGCUGUUUGCCAGACUGAAGAGUUUUUUGAGCUUACACAUGCUGAUUUGGAUGAAAUUGUCUCCAAUGACUGUUUGAAUGUAGCUACCGAAGAGACUGUUUUUUAUGCACUGGAGUCUUGGAUCAAGUAUGAUGUACAAGAACGCCAGAAAUAUUUAGCACAGCUACUAAAUAGUGUACGAUUACCUUUGCUGAGUGUUAAGUUUCUCACUAGACUCUAUGAAGCAAAUCAUCUUAUUCGUGAUGACCGCACUUGCAAACAUCUUUUGAAUGAAGCCCUAAAGUACCACUUUAUGCCAGAACAUAGACUGUCUCAUCAGACAGUCUUGAUAACACGACCUCGCUGUGCUCCCAAAGUACUUUGUGCAGUAGGUGGAAAAUCUGGACUGUUUGCCUGUUUGGAUAGUGUGGAGAUGUACUUUCCUCAGAAUGACUCUUGGAUUGGCCUGGCACCACUAAACAUUCCUCGCUAUGAAUUUGGAAUAUGUGUUUUAGAUCAAAAAGUGUAUGUUAUCGGUGGUAUUGAAACUAAUGUGCGUCCUGGAGUCACGAUCAGAAAGCAUGAAAAUUCAGUGGAAUGCUGGAAUCCUGAUACAAAUACCUGGACUUCUCUAGAGAGAAUGAAUGAAAGCCGAAGUACACUUGGAGUAGCAGUACUUGCCAGAGAACUUUAUGCUUUAGGUGGUUAUGAUGGACAGUCUUAUUUACAAUCUGUAGAGAAAUAUAUCCCCCAAAUAAGAAAAUGGCAACCUGUGGCACCAAUGACUACAACAAGAAGUUGUUUUGCUGCAGCUGUGUUGGAUGGAAUGAUAUAUGCCAUUGGUGGGUAUGGUCCUGCACACAUGAACAGUGUGGAGCGUUAUGACCCAAGUAAGGAUUGCUGGGAGAUGGUUGCAUCCAUGGCAGAUAAAAGGAUUCACUUUGGCGUUGGUGUCAUGCUAGGCUUUAUUUUUGUAGUGGGUGGACAUAAUGGUGUCUCACAUUUGUCAAGCAUUGAAAGAUAUGACCCUCACCAAAAUCAGUGGACUGUGUGUAGACCAAUGAAAGAACCCAGAACAGGAGUGGGUGCUGCAGUUAUCGACAACUACCUUUAUGUAGUCGGAGGUCAUUCAGGGUCUUCCUAUCUGAAUACAGUGCAGAAAUAUGACCCUAUCUCAGACACAUGGCUGGAUUCAGCUGGCAUGAUAUACUGUCGCUGCAACUUUGGAUUAACUGCACUUUGACAAGUGUGACUACUUGGAAAUAAUGUGAUGGUGAAACUUGUACCGCAUGAAAGGAUGCCCAGCUUUCUGAAACCCAAAAGCUGCAUUGCUCUCUUUUUAACUUGAAGUGGCAUGAAGACUUAAAGUUCUGUUGGGUUCUUCCAAUUCACAAGUAGUUAUGGUUGCUCUUGAUUACACAGUAAAACAAUAAUCAAAAAGAAAAAAGACAAAAAAAAAAAAAGAGGAAAGACCCUGCCAGUUUAAUUGUGCACUUUUUUCCCUUACGACUGAGCUACACUAAUAUUAUGUUCCUAAGUGUACAUGUAGAGAAGACCUCACUGCUUGUUUUCUGUUUUUUAUUUUAGCUUUUCCUCCUUGAUAUAUACCAUGGUUUACUAGGAGGACAGAUGCUUUAGAUGCUGUAGUAUAUGGAGUGAUUGGACAGAAUACUGACACUGCCUGUUGGAUGUAAAUUCAUAUGUGUUGCAUUUUUUAAAACAAAGGGCUGCUUUUCCUUUUGGUACUUUUAAGGGUUGUAAACAACAUAUCAUAGUGAGUCAUCUGAAUACUCUUCCUACUAAGUGGUUUUAGGGCUGGCCUUUUAAUAGGUUUAUAUGACAGUUGCUUUUACUAACAUGAUAUUUGGAGUCCUAUUUUAAGAAGUCAGAUAUUCACUGUGUAUGCCUUUUAUAUAUUGGGAGGUUAAUGCAGGAUGAUUUUAGUUACUCAUCUACGUUAUGAUAAAUGUGGAUAGAAAGAAUUAAUAAUAUCAGUUAUUUCAGUUUUUCUUUAGUAAGUAGUAGAGAGCAAGCUUCCCAGUGUUGAUGUAAAUAUUUAAGAUGUGUUUCAGUACCACCCUUAGUGCAUAUUAGUUUUUUCAUAUAUCAUAAUAAUUUUAAUUUUUAAGAUUUUUGUUUGCUUUUUCAAAGUGUUCAGAUAAAAAUGGUGCUAACUGUAGGAUCUAUAAAAGGCUAUAAUUGAUGUUCUUUUGGAUGUUCACUAUGAGAUAUGCAUGACAGAUUUUGGUAGUCUUUUUUAUUUUUACUGGUUUGAUUCAUUUGUGCUUAUUAAAAAUGUCUGUGAUUACACCAAUGUUAACAUCCAAAAAUCAUCUAAAUGGCCUAUGUUACGCUUUCAUGGCUCCUGAAUAGUGAUUUAAAGAAAGAUACAUAUUUUGAUCUUCUUUCUUCUUGUGCUUGAUGUUACACAUCUUUCUUAAAAACAGGAAUAUAUGCAUUAAAUAUCAAGCACUUAGUUAUGCAUUACUUUGUACAUUUCUUAGGUAACUUUAUAUUUUGAAGUUAUUGAGGAAAACUGGAACUCGAUGUUUACUUGAGUAGUGGUUCUAAAUUUGGUUCUGCUUUAAUUAGAGAAAGUCUUUUAAAGCAAAAUUGUUUGCUAUAGCCAGUGAUAGCUUAUUUAAAAGAUUGGUUAACUUAUUUUAUUUUAGCAUGUUCUAAUAAAUGUCUAUUAAACACAUUAACUUGCAUUUUAAUAUGAUGUUGGUACUUGUAUUUUGGUACUGUAUUCAUUUUGUUUUCUUGAUUUUUUUUAACUUGCCAUUAUCUCCUUAUAAAGUCUCUGCAAGACCAGUGUAUAUUUUUUCCUAACAAAACAUUCAUUCUGCAUUCUUAAGUGCCAUAAUGUUCUAAACUAUUGUGAAGAAGCCAUUUGUAAUUAUAAAGCAUAGAUUCAUUUUUUUAGACUAU